UCUGUGCGCUCUACUGUUUGCAUUGUGUCUGAACUGCCGGCGAGCUUAAAAAUAUUAUAACCACCGCGGCAAUGUCGGGCAGGUCGGUCCGAGCUGAGACCCGGAGCAGGGCGAAGGAUGACAUCAAGCGGGUUAUGGCCGCUAUUGAGAAAGUACGAAAAUGGGAGAAGAAAUGGGUGACUGUUGGAGACACGUCCCUUCGCAUCUACAAGUGGGUGCCAGUGACGGAGCCCAAGUCAGAUGAUAAGAACAAGAAUAAAAAGAAGGGCAAAGAUGAGAAAUACGGCUCAGAGCUGACGACUCCAGAGAACAGCUCCUCUCCAGGCAUGAUGGACAUGCAUGACGACAACAGCAACCAGAGCUCGAUCGCUGACUCAUCCCCAGUGAAACAGGAAAACAGUUGUAGCACCAGCCCCGCCCCCGAGCCCACCGCCUUGUCUCACCGUGACAACAGCGAGGCCAAGACUGACCAGAGCCCGGACAGCAAGAGGGGUAAGACCACCCCUUCAUCAGAGACCUCAGAGAGAGCACAAAGUGCCAAGAGAGACAGCCUGUCCUCAGGGGAGAAGGACUCUUCAGACAGCAAAGCCACUCAGGACUCGGAGGCGGAGGCCCCACCCAGCAAGAAAAGCAAACUGGAGUCCUCAUCUCAGGACUUUGAGGAGAGUUAAAUGUUUGGGGCUGAGUCUUUUCUCUCCCUCACCCUCCCCCCCUCUGUUCCUCCCUCCUUUAGAUAAUUUAGUGCUAAUGAACACAUUAGCCUCCCGCUCCUCUUCCUCCCCCCACCUCCUCCUUCUUCACCCAAACUCCUCAAUACCAAAGGGAGAAUGGACGUCUCUCUUCCUCCCCCUCUUCCUCCCUCCCUGACGUCUACCCCCCCCCCCUCCAAUUUGCCACCUUUGCCCUAACACUCCUCUGCCACAGAGGGAGAAUGGAUAUUACCUCUAUUCACUGGUCCCCCUCCGUGCUUCCUUCCAGUUCUCCACACUUUUUCACUAAUGCCAAGAGAAGCUCUGAACCCAGGCUGCAAUCCCCUCUGUGACCAGGGGCGGCGCUGUCAGCCCAGCCCAGCCCAGCCCAACCCAACCCAACCCAGCCCAACCCAACCCAACCCAGCCAGCGCCAGGCCAGACCACAGACCCUGACCUGCAUCUGUGACUAAGAGAGUCAACACUGGGGAUCUGAGAGUAGGACGAGGUUGAUCCCGGACGCUGCUCUGAGACCGCUUUUUAAAACGUUUCACUGCUAAUGGUUUAGCUCAGGAUAACUCAAGAGGCUAACCUGGUCUCAGAUCAGUGGCUGGGCGGGGAAACCUCCACCCUAAGACCACGUCACUUCAAUCCUCCCGAUUCGCCUCCUGUUAGACUAAUGUUCUAUAUUUGUUUAGGAAAUGUUUAGGGUUUUUUUCUCAGGAGGGUCAAUGCACUGUUAUGGUAUGUCACAAUCGAUCACAGAUAGAUUUGCUGCUGUAGUGGAUGUCUUUUUUCUCUAUCCAUGAAAAGUUCUCCAUUCACAUGUUUUUUUUUUUUUGUUUGUUUUUUUAAAAGCGAGUUAGUUUGUGGUUCGUAGAGGAAGACGACGACGGUACUGGUCAAGAUAUAAACUCUUGGAUAAGUAGUGAAGACAAGCAUAGGUAGCAUAGGUCCUGAAGGCGUGCCUUGAGUUGCUACGAUUAAAUACAUGUUUUAGGUCAGACAGGCUUUGAAUUACAAUUUUGGUGCCAUUUUUUUUAUUUUAUUUUAUUUUAUUUUUUUUGCCUUAUUGUCACUAAUCUGUUUGAUCCAAUAUUUUUAUUCAUCUACAAACAUUUGAUUUUAUUUAAAGGAACAGUUCAGCAUUUUGGGAAAUGGUUGCUGGGAGUAAAAUGAGACUGAUACAACUUUCAUGUCUGUCCAGAGGCAGUUAGCAUAGCUUAGCAUAAAGGCUGGAGGGGGAGGGGCAGCUAGCUUGACUCCGCCUACUUGCACCUCUAAAGCUCACUGGUCAAUACAUUUAAAAAAAAAAAAAAAAAAAAAGUUUUCUUCCAAGAAAUAUGUCUUUUUAAAAAAAAAAGACAAAUAGUGGUUUUAUAUGUGGUGACUUCCUGGUGGAAAACUAAAGCUUUUGUACUGAUUAAAAAAACAACAAAAUAAAGUGUGUUAAUAAGUGAUCUUCAGAGGUGCGGAUGGGACAGAGCCAUGCUAGCUAUUUCCCCCCGUUUCCAGUCUUUAUGCUAAGCUAAGCUAACAGACUCCCGCUUGAUAUUUACCGUACAGACGUGAGUGGUAUCGAUCUUAUUUCAGUCACAUUCCCCGAGAUGUAAAAACCGUUUCUUUAAAACAGUUGGAGACUGGAAUUUGAACACUACCCAGAAGUUAAAUUUAAAUUUGUCUUCUGGACAUUUGAACAUCUGUGAACCUCAUCAAUCAGAACUCCUGGUCUGUGUUUACUUCAGGUGGCACUUUGUUGUUGUUGUUUGUUGUUGUUUUCCCCCCACUAAAGUAGAACCAGACCAGUUGCUGAUACUGGUUGUUUUUUCUUUCCUCCCCCCCCCCCGUCUGCUCCACCAUCACGACUUUGAUUUCCUCGCCUCCCAUCUCUGUACGUGUUCUGUGUAUCACUACUUAUCUCUGACCGACAUGUUUCUGUAGCUCACCACAGAAGGGUCCAGUCUUUCAGCUCAAACAUUGGUUCUAAUCCUCCUUCAAGGUGCUGUCUGUCGGCUGAAUCCAUACACGUGCGGCAUCAAGCUCUCGGUUUUUGCUACUUGAACUUCAUCGUACGGAUUCAGACCUAUGACCUCUAAUGUACAACCUCACACGUGUAAGAUGUACUUUGAUUAAUCAAUAUUUACUUGUGAAUAUGGAUUGAAAUCAAUUGAAAUCACUGCAAACCAAUGACUUCAUGACAUAACAGGGGCUAUGGAAGUACUUCAUGACACAGGAUUACUUGAUCAGAUUUCAGCAAAUCAGCAUUCACAUGGAUGGAGAGAAAAGAAAUGAAAAAAAUGACAAUUGUCUCAGUUCAGAGGAUGGAUUAGCAUAUACCUCAUUCCCAGUCCAGCAGCGCUGGAACUUAAAAUGCUAUUGUAUUGACAUUAACAGUUAUAAACAGCAUUAUGUACACUCAGUUUAAGAAAAAACAAAUCUCACUUAUGUUGUAGCUUUCACCUGAUCGAGCCGAUUGCUUAUAGUUUGCUCAUAACUGUGCGUAAGGAAAAAAACAAAACAAAAAAAAGCUGUGAGAUAUAAAAUCUUGUAUGUUGGUUUUUUUUUUCCUUUUUCUUUUUCUUUGUUUUUGGUUCGUUUGUUUUUUUUUUUUUUUUCUUGGGACCAUUUUGUUUCACUUUAGAUCUUGUACAGAUUUAUGGUUUGGUUUGACUUAUUUAUUCCAUCAGUAGUGCUUGGUUUUUAUCAUGUCCAAUGGUUUUGUUUUCUUAAUAAAAUUCACAAAGUUG
This is a messenger RNA of Seriola aureovittata, 3436 nucleotides long. RefSeq names its product BAF chromatin remodeling complex subunit BCL7A (gene bcl7a). The record is from RefSeq and is a predicted model, not a curated record. The transcript is spliced from 6 exons. The coding region runs from base 72 to 671 and encodes 199 amino acids. NCBI's taxonomy places the organism in Eukaryota, Metazoa, Chordata, Actinopteri, Carangiformes, Carangidae.